This is a messenger RNA of Desarmillaria tabescens, 1544 nucleotides long. RefSeq lists its product as uncharacterized. The transcript has 4 exons. The record is from RefSeq and is a predicted model, not a curated record. NCBI's taxonomy places the organism in Eukaryota, Fungi, Basidiomycota, Agaricomycetes, Agaricales, Physalacriaceae. Gene Ontology annotation, cellular component: nucleus. Gene Ontology annotation, biological process: regulation of DNA-templated transcription. Bases 36 to 1406 code for a protein of 456 amino acids.
CGCUGGCCACAACGUCGUGCACGACAUCCCUAACGAUGCCUCAGCAAUCUCGCUCUGCAGUGAUGUCCUCGAAUUCACACAUCGAUACGGCAUACUCUCUUUCUCUGCUCUCCGAGUAUAACCACACACUCGACUCUUUACCACUCGACCUCUCACGCAAUUUUGCGGACCUUCGGGAACUCGAUGCCGUCCUCUCCACUGCCAUGGCAUCUAUAACAACCAAAAUCCACAAUCUUACGCAGAUGAUAGAAGACGGCAAAGGCAAAGAAGAGCGCCUUUGGUUGUUGUCCGAGAUUGCAGAGGAGGCGAGAACCCUCAAACCGGGGGGUGAGGAUAAGAUUCGUGUCGCCUGCCAGGCUGCGGAUAAUCUCAAGUCCCAUAUGAGUCACCUCCGUACUUUGGCAGAGCACAUCCCCGGCUUCGAUGCUUCCAUUCUCAAUCGACAAACCACCUACCCACAUGUGGCGAGCAAGACCUUUAUGCCGGUCACGAUGACAGAAGGUGGAAGAAGACGACGAGGCAACUAUGGCUCUCUGUUGACGAGCGCGACGGACCCUAGUCCUGUCAAACGAAAAAGAGCCCCGCGAGACGAUGAUGGGACUCCGAGAAAAGAGCGAGCAGUAGACGGACCAAGCAGGCCGCGUAAUGGCGGUCGAGGACGCAGAAACGAACGUGCCGGUUCUCCAGCUGACUCGGUCCUUUCUGUCACUUCGUAUAUGCCGCCCCAACCACCCCAGGCAUCUUCGCGUGGAGGUUCGACACAUGGACGAACGAACGGCACCGGUCAUACUCACGGUGGCAACAGGAGGUCGCGUACUGCUGCUAAUAGCCACCGUGGUGGAUCGCCUCAGAACGAACAUUACCCUAACGGCACGUACGAUCACGGUCUGCCCAACCACGGAUCGCGUCGAGAAGCUUUCAAUGUCCCGCCCUCAGCAUCGCAUCCAUCUCUUCCCCUUCCGUAUCAUACCAAUGGCAAUCCCCAUCCCUUUGAGCUUCAUAUACCGAACGGUGGCCCCCUGGGAGGUGUAGUUGCAGGCCCGGGCGAGUGGCCCAUGCCCAGACAGCUAGAGGGCCCCGGACAAGCCUACUCUGAGGCUGGUAUGCCAAUGAAUGUUGGCUCAGGUGCAGAGGACGAGGGUACUGUAGAGCAAGACGGCGAAGCAGAUGGCGACAAUCGCAGAUACUGUGUCUGUGACGGGUACAGCUACGGUGACAUGAUAGCAUGCGAUGACUCGAAUUGUGAAAGAGAAUGGUUCCAUUUGACCUGCAUCGGUCUAGAGGUACCCCCCGAAGGAAAAUGGUAUUGCGAUAAUUGCUCAAACAAGAAGCCGGUAAAGCGCCCGGGCCGCGGAGGUAAGCGGCGGGGUGGACAUCGUGCAGGCGCUGGGCGAGGGACUACAUAGGGCAAUCAACUGCAAUAUAUCAUGAAUAUACGAUAGAGUCGGACUUGUGAUGACGUUAUUUAUUUGCCUUUACCCCCAGGGACAAAUUGUCAUGCUUAAAACGUUUUCCAAAUUCGAAUUGAUGGUCAAUCAAGGCAA